This is a messenger RNA of Oncorhynchus masou masou (cherry salmon), 3011 nucleotides long. RefSeq names its product mitogen-activated protein kinase 13 (gene mapk13). Gene Ontology annotation, biological process: protein phosphorylation; intracellular signal transduction. Gene Ontology annotation, cellular component: nucleus; cytoplasm. Bases 379 to 1470 code for a protein of 363 amino acids. The record is from RefSeq and is a predicted model, not a curated record. The transcript is spliced from 12 exons. Gene Ontology annotation, molecular function: ATP binding; MAP kinase activity. Lineage: Eukaryota; Metazoa; Chordata; Actinopteri; Salmoniformes; Salmonidae.
GCGAGCUCAAUGUGUAUGGGUGUGAGCGGAAACCGGAGUCAUAGCAGCUGACAUGUUUCAGCAAGAUCUCCUAGCAGGCAAACAGCACGAUGAUGAUUACUAUUACAGGGUCGUCAUAUGUGUUUUUGAGGAUGGGAUAGGCUGCUGCUAGGCUAUAGUAAAUAGGAGGAUACGGUCACUCAAUCCACAACUCUUGUAACACAAAGUAUCAUGGCAAACAGCACUGUUAAGUGAGCAACUGACAGAGUAGACAAUUAGAUCGACUGGUAUAUCGUGACCUUUUUAACAAGUGGUUGUAGAAAGAGCGCGUAGGAGGUGGGGAAAGGAGUCGUGCGCAAAUUUCAUUUGCGGAUCAUAUUUUCACCAUAUUGCAACAACAUGGAGUCGCAGACACAGUACACCCGAGAGGAGAUCAACAGCACGAUAUGGGAAGUGCCGGAGAAGUACACGCGAUUGAAGCAAAUUGGGACAGGGGCGUACGGUUCCGUAUGCUCGGUAAUAAAUGUGAAGACCACUGAGAAAGUGGCCAUUAAGAAGCUUCACCGGCCCUUCCAGUCUGAGAUUUUUGCAAAGAGGGCUUAUCGGGAGCUUCGACUGCUCAAGCACAUGAAACAUGAAAAUGUAAUAGGGCUUCUGGAUGUGUUUACUCCUGCUGCUGGGCUUGAUGAAUUCACAGAUUUCUACCUGGUGAUGCCUUACAUGUUCACCGACCUCUCCAAAGUCAAAGGACUUCUCACUGAAGACAGAGUGCAGUUCCUUGUCUAUCAGAUGCUGUGUGGACUAAGGUACAUUCACAAAGCUGGCAUCAUCCACAGGGACCUGAAGCCUGGUAACUUGGCUGUCAAUCAAGACUGUGAAUUAAAGAUCCUGGACUUUGGUCUUGCUCGCCAUGCCGAGGCGGAGAUGACGGGCUAUGUUGUGACCCGCUGGUACCGGGCACCAGAGGUCAUUCUAAACUGGAUGCACUACACCCAGACUGUGGACAUCUGGUCUGUGGGCUGUAUCAUGGGAGAGAUGAUCAAUGGGAAGACGCUUUUCAAAGGGAAAGACUACAUGGAUCAGCUGACUCAGAUCAUGAAAGUAACUGGAGUUCCCGGUCCUGACUUCAUUCAGAAACUGGACAGUCAGGAGGCAAAAAGCUAUGUGCGGUCCCUCCCUCACUUUCCCAGAAAAGACUUCUCUAAGUUGUUCCCCAGAGCAAGUGCACAGGCGAUUGACCUUCUUGAGAAGAUGCUGGUUUUGGAUGGUGAGACUCGGCUUACUGCUGAGAGUGCUCUGACACACCCAUAUUUUGAUGGCUUGAGAGAUCCAGAGGACUGCCCUGAGCCACAGCCAUAUGAUGACAGUCACGACAAUGCCACGCUGCCACUGGAGGAUUGGAGGCGGUUAUCCUUCAAAGAGGUGAAGAGCUUUGUGCCAUUCCCACGACGGGACUCCAAGAGGCGAAACACACUGACAAUUUCUCCGUGAUUCCAUGCUUGUGAUAUCAGAAAACACUGCUACCACACACCAGCAAACGGCAGUAGGCUUUACACCAUGUUGCCCCUGAAACAAUCCUGUCAUAAUUAUUUUCUAAAUGAAGCCUGUGGUUGAAUUUCGUAUUGGGGAGUAUUGAGCUACAUUGUGCCGUCUGUCUCUUUUGGCCUAAUUUGUAAUGGUCGAUCAGUGUUUCAGCAGUCAGAUUGUUUCAAAUUUAACCCCACUUCCCCACCCAUCGGUGAAUUAGUACAUUGUUCCCUCUAUGUAUCACAAUUGUUCGUGUUUUAUCAUACCCGAUGUUUAAUGGUCUUACUGUAUGGUUUUCUUUUUCUAAUAGUUGAUAUAUUAAAGAUGAGUUAAAUGUAAUGUACAGUUGAAGUUGGAAGUUUACAGACACCUUUGCCAAAUACAUUUAAACUUAGUAAAAAUUCCCUGUCUUAGGUCAGUUAGGAUCACCACUUUAUUUUAAGAAUGUGAAAUGUCAGAAUAAUAGUAGAGAGAAUGAUUUAUUUCAGCUUGUAUUUCUUUAAUCACAUUCCCAGUGGGUCAGAAGUUUACAUACACUCAAUUAGUAUUUGAUAGCAUUGCCUUUAAAUUGUUUAACUUGGGUCAAACAUUUCGGGUAAAUUGUUUAACUUGGGUCCCACAAUAAGAAGUGUGAAUUUUGGCCCAUUCCUCCUGACAGAGCUGGUGUAACUGAGUCAGGUUUGUAAGCCUCCUCACUCUCACACGCUUUUCCAGUUCUGCCCACAUAUUUUCUAUAGGUUGAGGUCAGGGCUUUGUGAUGGCCACUCCAAUACCUUGACUUUAUUGUCCUUCAGCCAUUUUGCCACAACUUUGAAAGUAUGCUUAGGGUCAUUGUCCAUUUGGAAGACCCAUUUGCGACCAAGCUUUAACUUGAGAUGAUAUCUUGAGAUGUUGCUUCAAUAUAUCCACAUCAUUUUCCUCCUCAUGAUGCCAUCUAUUUUGGGAAGUGCCCCAAUCCCUCCUGCAGACAAGCUACCCCACAACACGAUGCUGCCACCCCCGUACUUCGCGGUUGGGAUGGUGUUCUUCAGCUUGCAAGCCUCCCCCUUUUUCCUCCACACAUAACGAUGGUUAUUAUGACCAAAUAGUGACAUCAAGGUAGACCUUGAAAUACAUCCACAGGUACACUUCCAAUUGACUCAAAUGAAGUCAAUUAGCUUAUCAGAAGCUUCUAAAGCCAUGACAUCAUUUUCUGGAAUUUUCCAAGCUGUUUAAAGGCACAGCCAACUUAUUGUUUGUAAACGUCUGACCCACUGGAUUUGUGAUACAGUGAAUUAUAAGUUAAAUAAUAUCUGUAAACAAUUGUUGGAAACAUUACUUGUGUCAUGCACAAAGUAGAUGUCCUAACCGACUUGCCAAAACUAUAGUUUGUUCACAAAUGUGUGGAGUGGUUGAAAAACGAGUUUUAAUGACUCCAUUCUAAGUGUAUGUAAACUUUCGACUUCAACUGUAUGUGAUAGGGACUUUGUUUUCUCAAUAAAUGGCCAAAUAUUCAUACAUCCUUA